This is a messenger RNA of Amoebophrya sp. A25, 3041 nucleotides long. Lineage: Eukaryota; Dinophyceae; Syndiniales; Amoebophryaceae. The record is from the annotation of a GenBank genome assembly.
CACACGACGAUGUGUGAGACUUCGAGAUGCACCUAGCUUCCCCCAUAGCAGGUGUCGUGGAUGCAAAAUGCCAAACGAUCAACAAAGGGCUAUGAUGCUUGUGUAGAAAAAUCGAGUCAGACUCUGUGUCUAGAUCACCAUCAACUUCAUCAAAAAACCUAUCAAGUUAGGUUGUAGUUGAUUCCCAAGAAAGUUGGCCCACUCACUUGACGCAACCUCUUAACCUUAAGGCAAUUUGUAUUCGGAUUUACAACGAGGAACAGCCUUCCUUCUUGUAUCAGGAAGUCUUGCAUUGUUCAAAGAAACGCCGAUGCAGCACAGACGAGAUUGUUUAAUACAGUGUUCGACAUGAUCGUUCCUCUAUUUAACUUUGCAAAAAAAUAAAUAGGAUCUUCAUCUCGUUCUUCUUAGGUUCUUAAUGGACACUUCUAAUGUCUCAAAACAGACGAGAUAUCUGCAUGAAUCACCAUACCAAGACUAAAAAAUCCAUCACGAAGAUCUCUAAACUAGUAGUGAUCUUACUGUCAUUAAAUGCACACCACAGAUCCAAGCAAUGAAAUACAGCUCUUGAUGCCCUGAUCAGCCCAUAAAAAUUGCAUCCUCAAUUGGUCUCCCAAAUGGUUCUUUGGACGUUUUCACUCUGAUAACGGCUUUCUGGGUUUCUUCAAGACAUAUCUUUGCUUUCCGCGUUUUUUUUCAGGCUCGCUACGAUGAGGUAAUGCGAAAAUCGUUGAGUACUUCCACAAUAAAGUGCUAAUGAUCUAACUUUAUAUCAUUCUGUAUACUAGAUUUUCGUUUCUAUUUUUUCAUUGAUUGUGUAGAUUAACGACACCAGACUAGAGCAAAAUGUCUUCGUCCGGUAUGGAGAAUCCUAACCCCGAGGAGUUCGAAACCUCCGAGGAAUGCAAGGUCAUCCCAACUUUCGCUGAGAUGGAGAUGAAAUCAGAUCUGCUACGUGGUCUUUACGCAUAUGGUUGGGAAAAACCUUCUGCGAUUCAGCAACGUGCUGUUGUGCCGAUUUUUAAAGGUGAGAUAUACUUGCAGCUACAGGAUUUUAGAUGUUGAAGUACGUCAGAUGUUGCAAAACUUUUAAGUAGAUCAUGAAGAAUUAGCGCAUCACCGGUGGAGUCUUUGCAUUUUAAUGAUUUGAAGUUCAAGUUUUCUAGCACUUUUUAGCACCUUAUAUCUUGCCAAGAAUCGUCUUCCCCCCAACACAUCAGGUCGCGACGUAAUCGUCCAAUCUCAGUCUGGUACUGGUAAGACCGCAGUUUUCUGCCUCGGCGCUUUACAGUGUGUCAUUAAGAAGAAUAGGCAUCCACAGGUGCUACUGCUGUCACCCACACGCGAGUUGGCGGAACAGAGUCAAAAGAUAUGUCUGGCAUUGGGCGACUACAUGUACAUUAGUGUACACUGCUGCAUCGGUGGCAAGAGAAUACACGACGAUAUUAGAGCAUUAGAAGCAGGGUGCCACAUCAUCUCAGGGACGCCAGGUAUUAGGAUUUCUUGAGGACCUGUGUGGUUGUGCAGUUGGAGAAGUAUUAGACUUGACAAGUCUAAAGCUGGAUUGCGUAGUUCAAAAAAUGAAAACAGUGUGUAGUUGACUUCGUAUUGUUCUUCUAGUUCUUCUAGUUUUUCGUAACAUGAAUGAUUGAUGACUUCUCUCCAUGAACAAGCAAAGAUUAGCCAUUCUUUCCCAAUAUGUCCUCAAUCUCAGGUCGAGUAUUCCACAUGAUUCAAGAGAGGCAUUUGAACACGAAAGGUUUGAAAAUGCUGAUCCUCGAUGAAGCGGACGAACUCUUGAACAAGUACUAUAGUUUUUUUUGGAUUGCAGAAUUUGAGUACUAUGUAUUUGAUAUUAGCAUCUCCAUCUAUAAUGAUCUGACUGAAAUAGAAAUGGUUGUUCGCGUGUUACCUUCCUCCAGGAGCUUUUCCUGAUCCAUCUCUUUUUUUACUGUAUAGGCACGAUCUUCAUUCGCAACAUCUCCAUACUCAAUAAUACAGGGGUUUCAAGGAUCAGAUUUACGAUUGCUACCGAUUUGUGCCGCCAGGAGUGCAAGUAGUGGUGGUAAGUGCCACCUUGCCACACGAAGUGCUUGAAAUGACGCAAAAAUUCAUGCAGAAUCCUUUCCGAGUCUUGGUACUGACCUUCUUUGGUGUUUCCAGUAUCAAUUUGAUUUUAAUACUUUCCCAUCGAAGCAGCUAUUGACUCUAUCGAUAGAAUUGUUCACAAGAACUUAAAAAGGCUAGCUCCGAGUAUCAACAUUGCAUCAGCCUCCUCUCUCAUCCUGCUUCUUAAAUCAAUAGGUAAAACGUGAUGAGCUUUCCUUGGAAGGAAUCAAGCAAUUUUUCGUAGCCGUAGAGCGAGAACAGUGGAAAUACGACACACUCUGCGACUUGUACGACACUCUCACGAUCACGCAAGCAGUGAUUUUCUGCAACACGAAGAACAAGGUUGACUGGCUAGCCCAGAAAAUGAGGGAGCAAAACUUCACCGUUAGCAGCAUGCAUGCUGAUAUUUAUGGAACACGGUUUUGAUUUUGGUAAUAUGUUGUAAUUGACCCUGACGCACGAAGUCCUGAUUAAACGAUUUCUCGUUCAGUUUCUCACGAGAGAAGAGCUAAGAAGGUGUAUAGAGUUAGAGUUUUCUAGGUUUAGUUGCAUUACUUACAACUCACAAUAGAAAUGAACCGAAUACUAGACCACCGUCCCGUUAUCCUUCUUCCUUCCUCUAAUCUACGGAGCAAAAAGAGCGUGACUACAUUAUGAAGCAGUUUCGAACUGGCCAGAGCAGAGUCCUGAUCGCCACCGACGUAUGGGGUCGCGGUCUGGAUGUGCAGCAAGUUUCACUCGUCAUCUGCUACGACCUUCCAACUAGUCGUGAACUCUACAUCCACCGAAUUGGUAGGUCCGGUCGUUACGGCAGGAAAGGUGUGGCGAUUAACUUCGUCAAGGAAGAGGACAUCAGGAUUUUGCGGGAUAUUGAACAGUUUUACAGCACACAGAUCGAUGAGAUGCCGAUGAACGUGGCGGAUUUGAUCUAA